Messenger RNA from Alnus glutinosa, 1034 nucleotides. Its product is annotated as aquaporin SIP1-2. Gene Ontology annotation, molecular function: water channel activity. Bases 115 to 834 code for a protein of 239 amino acids. Lineage: Eukaryota; Viridiplantae; Streptophyta; Magnoliopsida; Fagales; Betulaceae. Gene Ontology annotation, biological process: transmembrane transport. The transcript has 3 exons. The record is from RefSeq and is a predicted model, not a curated record. Gene Ontology annotation, cellular component: membrane.
AAGGUUUUGCCUUAGUCUCUGCCCGACUCCGCUGCGGACGAUACAGAGGCCAAUAAGUCAAGACGAGAGACAGAGAAGGAGAGAUCGGUGGUUGGUGGUGAUAGAUAGAUCAAAAUGGGCGCGAUAAAGGCGGCAAUCGGAGAUGCAGUGCUGACAUUCAUGUGGGUUUUCAGCGCAUCCACGCUUGGGGCAGCGACUACGGUGACAGCCAGAGCCCUUGGAAUUGAAGGUCUGGUGUGGCCUUCUGUCUUCAUCACUACCGUGCUUUUAUUUUUUCUCGUCUUCGUCUUCACCUUGAUCGGUGAUGCCUUGGGUGGGGCCAGCUUCAACCCCACCGGCACAGCCUCCUUUUACGCUGCCGGCCUGGGUCCCGACACCCUCUUCUCCAUGGCCCUACGCUUUCCUGCUCAGGCAGCCGGUGCUGUGGGUGGUGCUCUGGCAAUCAUGGAAGUGAUGCCGAAGCACUACAAGCACAUGCUUGGUGGGCCUUCUCUCAAAGUUGACUUGCAUACUGGAGCCAUUGCGGAGGGGGUGUUGACUUUCCUCAUUAGCUUUGCUGUCCUUUUAAUCGUACUCAGGGGUCCUCGUAGCCCUAUACUGAAGACAUGGUUACUUGCGAUGGCGACAGUGGCAUUAGUCAUUUCGGGUUCUAAUUACACUGGACCUUCCAUGAAUCCUGCCAAUGCCUUUGGUUGGGCAUAUGUCAACAACUGGCACAACACAUGGGAGCAGUUUUAUGUCUACUGGAUCUGCCCCUUCAUUGGAGCAAUAUUGGCUGCUUGGGUCUUCCGGGUUCUCUUUCCCCCAACCCCAGCGAAACAGAAGAAAGCCUGAAGAGGCACAAUAUCUUAUCUGCUCGUCCAUUUAGUAAAUAAGCUUGCUGUUGGUAAUAGUGGUCUUUCUUGUUUUACUUUUUUUACUAGCAAGUAUUGGGACUCUCUUCAGCUUAUGGAUCAAUAAUAUAUAACCUGUCAAGAAAUGAAUAUUUGCAGCCCGUAUGCAAGGUUUGCCAAUUGACUGGUCCAUUUUUGUUG